Messenger RNA from Urocitellus parryii (Arctic ground squirrel), 3162 nucleotides. The record is from RefSeq and is a predicted model, not a curated record. NCBI's taxonomy places the organism in Eukaryota, Metazoa, Chordata, Mammalia, Rodentia, Sciuridae.
UAAGCCUCAGUGAAGGAGAGUGGAAGGACAGUGCCAUUCCCAGCUUCUCUUGCCACAAUGGCUCUGCCUCUGAGGUUCUUGAGUAGGGGUUUGGCCAGCACAGCCAAGGGAGACCACGGAGGGGCAGGAGCCAGCACCUGGCGCCUCCUGACCUUCGUGCUGGCGCUCCCCAGUGUGGCUCUGUGCACCGUCAACUGCUGGCUGCACGCAGGCCACCGCGAGCGCCCAGAGUUCAUCCCCUACCACCACCUCCGCAUUCGCACCAAGCCCUUCGCCUGGGGGGACGGCAACCACACUCUUUUCCACAAUCCCCACUUCAACCCUCUGCCCACGGGCUACGAAGACUGAAGCCCCAGCGGACAAUCCCAAGCACAAUAAAGUGAUAGCCCUGGAGUCUUCUGCAUCUUUCCCACCAACUUCCAACUCCAUGCACACCAGGAAGGACAGACAUGAAUAUGUCCCAGCUCUUACGCGGUAUCGAUGUUCUGCCUCUUUCCUGCUGCUCUCAUCAGAAAUAGAAAAGCUGAAGUACUUGGUGGAUUCUUCCUGUCUGGAGAGAAAGGGCCUGUUGGUGAAAAAACAGCCCUACCCUCAUCCCCAGUUGUGCCCUAGAUUGCUGCAGAGAGCAAUGUUGGGCCCAGAAAGUGACCUAGGCAAACACUAAGGUCCCACAUACCUCUGCAGCUCAGCUUCAGCUUAGUCCCCCCCUCACUGCCUUUUGCCUCUGUCACCCAAAACUACCAGCUCUUCCCUUGAUACCUGUGGCUCUUUCACAUCCCCAUGACUUUGCACAAGUUCUUUCUUCGACCUGGAAUGUCCUUACCCACUCCUCUUCUGGAAAUUUUCAUUUAAACGCUCAAUUUGAACAUCACCUCUCAGAAUAUCUAAAAUUUUUCCUAUAGGAAAAAGGCAUUCACAUUGCUUUCUCUAGUAGAUACAGGACUGGCCUCAGAUGAUGCUUGCAGAGGCUGCUGCCAGAACAAAUAACCCUAAGGGGAAUCCAGGGAGUGACAGCUGAAGAAAAAGCGAAAUAAUGGCUCCUCUGUGAUGGCAAUGAAGAAGAUAAAUGUGGUCAUCUUGGGGAAGGAUAGUAAAUGUGAAGGAAGAUAGUAAGUGAACUUAAGCCUACAAAAGAGACAUAAGUGUUUCAGGCUACAGGAGGAUUUCCAUCCAUCUAUCCAUCCAUCCAUCCCUCCACUUAUGGCUUCUUUCAGAAAAUAUUUACCAUAUACCAGGCUAUGUGGAUGGCCAUGGAGAUUCAACAGUUAAUCCACAAUCUCUGCCUUCUCAGAGCUUUAAGAUCUCAGUAGAAUCAAACAGUCAAGAAUAAAGACCUGCACUUUUCCCUAGCACCCAGAGCACAAAAGCCAAACCAGCUACACAGAAACUUUGUGGGCCCCAGCAAUUUUCCCAUUAUUACUUGCUAAGUAAGAACACAGGAACUGGGGUUGUAGUCUAGAGUAGAGCAAUUGCUUAGCAUGUGCAAGGCCCUGAAUCCUAUCCUCAGAACACAGAGAAGCUGCCUGAGUUCACAUCUCAAAUUAGCACUUCCUACUCAAGUAACUUGAGGUAAGCAACUUAGCCUCUCUGGAGACCUAUAGUUUUUUUUCCUCCUUAAAAUAGGGGUGCUUAUAAUAUUGCCUACUUGUAGCAGACUUGUGAUGGGGGUUAUAGCAGCACCUAGCACCUGUGAGUCCUCCAUAACUGUUAGCAUUUACUUUUCUCUCAUUGUGCUAGCCUUUCUCUUUGCUCCCCUGCCUCCUAUGCUUUAGUUUUCUUAUUUUAAAUUUUCUUGUUCUAAACUUCUUUUUUUAAAUUUAAGCAAAUCAUCCGACUUUCCUGAGUUUUCAGAGAAGCAUAUAGCAUAUGGCCAUGGACACAGGCCCUGGAAUCAAACCAYCUGGGCUCCCUAACUUGUAUUAGCCUUCAAGAGCAAAAAACCUGUCUCCCAGGGUAACCUUGUAAGGCAUCCAAUAUGAUUUACCUGGUGAAUGAUGGGAUCAAGUUAUUUAACCUCUUAAUUUUUCAUUGAUAAAAUGGAGAUAACAAUACAAUUAUUGGGAGGAUUAAAUGAAUAUAAAAACAAUGCAAAAAACCCACAAUGAUAACAAACAAAAUGUUUGUCAUAGUAUAUAUAACUGUAAACUUUUAUCAUAAGUAUUUUACUGUGGAUAAAAGAGGAAACUGACAAAUGUGGUUCAUGAGUCCUAGAUGGACAAUAAUAACACUGCUUGAUCCCCUUCCCUAGUUCCUCUAUAAAUUUAACAGCAACAGCAGCAAGCUCUGUCCCAUGUCACUAUUAUAAGCUUCUUAGGCACUUUAACCCUCUGGAGUACAAUUCAGUGUGUGGAGUCCCUCACUUUGCUUCCAGCCUGGCUGGCCCCAGCUCCUUCACCCAUCUUCAGAACCCAUAGCUAUGGCCCUACAUUUGCCUCUCCUGUGGCCUUCCUUGGCUUUGAGCUUUUAGAGACCUUCCCAACAGUUUCUCACACCUCUACCCUCCUCUCAGUUUUGUAGAAACCUGACCUUUCCUUUCCUCUAUGUGGUGACAGACCAUAUCCUGUUGGUUACCCAAUUCAGAGUGCUUAUAGUGGUCUCAAUCUAGUAGCUUUACUUUAGCAUGUUCAUGUUUGGCCCAAAGGAAAGGAUUGCCUUCAUGUUAAAAGAAGCCUGAAUUUUUGAGGGAGAGGAGAAAAUGGACAGUGUUGAUAAGGCGUAUGUGUGUCCCACCAGCGGGCCAGUUCAUCAGAGAAGAAGCAAGAAUUUGUGUGGCCCAUCAUGUUGUACUAUAAACAUGGCUGGCCACCCACACAAUCAUUCUCAUAGGAGAAAUCAGAGGACAUAAUUUAGGUACUGCUGUAACUUAGAUAUGAUUUGAGUUCAUGCUACAAGAGUUCAUGUGUUGGGUCCUUGGGCCUCAGUGUAGCAAUGUUGAGAUGUGUUGGGACCUUUAAGAGGCAGGUCCCAGUGAGAUGUUGUAAGAUCGGCCCCUCCCCCUUGCUUAAGCUUCCUAUCUCAUCCUGCCAUCUCCUCCUCUGGCACACUUUUUGGUGUUAUCUGCCACAAUGUAGUCAAGGGGGGUCCUCACCAGAACUGUCAGUACGCUGUUUGGACAAUCAGCAUCUGAAACUAUGAGCUAAAUAAACCUCUGGUCUAUAUAAG